Trifolium pratense (red clover) is the source of this 1286-nucleotide messenger RNA. RefSeq names its product PHD finger protein ALFIN-LIKE 4-like. The transcript has 5 exons. Gene Ontology annotation, biological process: regulation of DNA-templated transcription. Gene Ontology annotation, cellular component: nucleus. NCBI's taxonomy places the organism in Eukaryota, Viridiplantae, Streptophyta, Magnoliopsida, Fabales, Fabaceae. The coding region runs from base 246 to 1019 and encodes 257 amino acids. The record is from RefSeq and is a predicted model, not a curated record. Gene Ontology annotation, molecular function: histone binding; transcription coregulator activity; transcription cis-regulatory region binding.
AAUUAAAAUAUAAUGAAAGAUAAAUAAUUUCUUAAAAAAAAAAUUUGCAAAUUAAUCAGAUCCAUCUCUAUCUACACCCUACUAUAUAAAUUUGCUUUACUGUCUUUCUUUCCCUCUCAUUUUCAUCUUCUUCUUCAGCUGCUGCUGCUGAAGAAAAUCAAAAUCCUAAUUCCUUUUUUUCUCUUACUUUUCAUACUUCUUUUCUUUUCAAUUCUCACUUUUUUGAAGAGAAAGAGAAAACGGUUAUGGAAGUUGCUGCUAGUGGUGGUGGUGGACCUCAGUUUGACCCUCGUACUGUCGAGGCUGUUUUCCGUGACUUCAAGGGUCGUAGAGCUGGCUUGAUCAAAGCUCUCACUUCUGAUGUUGAUGAAUUUUAUCAGCAGUGUGAUCCUGAGAAGGAGAAUCUUUGCCUGUAUGGAUAUCCUGGCGAGUUAUGGGAAGUUGCUUUACCUGCUGAAGAAGUUCCUCCCGAACUUCCAGAACCUGCAUUGGGCAUCAAUUUUGCCAGGGAUGGAAUGCAGGAAAAGGACUGGCUAUCUUUAGUCGCUGUUCACAGUGAUACUUGGCUACUCUCAGUUGCUUUCUACUUUGGGGCAAGAUUUGGUUUUGACAGAGCUGACAGGAAACGACUUUUCACUCUGAUUAAUGAUUUGCCAACAAUAUUUGAGGUUGUAACUGGAUCUGCUAAGAAACAGGCAAAGGAAAAGACAUCAGGCUCGAGCCACAACAGCAACAAAUCGAAGUCUGGAUCAAAAGCGCGUGCAUCUGAAUCGGCAAAGCAUUCAAAGCCGCCGGCAAAAGAAGAAGAUGAUGAAAUUGAUGAAGAAGAUGAAGAAGAUCAAGGGGAGUGUGCUGCAUGUGGUGAGAGCUAUGCAAAAGCACCUGAUGAGUUCUGGAUCUGUUGCGACAUAUGCGAGAAAUGGUAUCAUGGAAAAUGUGUCAAAAUCACUCCUGCCCGAGCGGAGCACAUCAAGCAGUACAAGUGUCCUGCAUGCAACAAUAAGAGGGUUCGGCCUUGAAUAUUGUAGGGUUGUGAGUUACUUCUUCUCACUGCUGUAACUCUAUGCUUGACAGCUAGCUAGUUAGUUGCUUAGACAUUCUAUGUUGUGCCAUUUUCGUGCGUUUCUGUUCCGUCAAUUUCUUUUGUGGAUAUAUUUAUUAAAUAUUUGAUAGUUGACGGGUUUUAAACAUGUGUCCGACUUUUUCCCUGUAUAUUGGGAUAUUUAUAUGUUCUUAGCACCUGGAAACAUAAUUGUUUGUGCAGAGAACAGUUUCGCUUUGCUACA